GAAAUGUCAUGAACCGAGAUACGCUUUCUUACUUGCUUUUUCAUCAAAAAUAAGCUUUUCGACCACCCCAAGUAGGAAGGUGUGUGCGAAAGUCACCGUUUAUUAUCAUGGGUCGUUGGAUUUGAUUCAAAAUAUUGUCCUCAACAAGCUCAAAACAGACGAAAAUGAAUCUCGAUCAUCAAGCUGAUCAUCUCAGGAGGACUCUCCUCCAAAAGAUUUAAUUUUACUAUAUACGAAGUAUACAGGAAUAAAGACAUCCGAUCAGAGGGCAAAAAAGUGCAUCAAAGAUGCACAUUAGUGCACGGGAAAUUGAUCAUGCCGCGUUACAAAUCAACAAUCUUGAGAACUUUCGUAAACGUUAGUUGCAAGAUCGGCCGAUCAUGAACUUCACCAAGGAAUCGAAUGGGGCAUUUUUCAGCGAGUCAUUUUGGCUGCCGCAGAAUGUCACCUGGGAGGACUUCAAUCGGUUUGAGGACAAAGAUGGACUUCGAAUGCCUAAAAUUCAAGAUGUUUUUGUUGCCUGGAAAUUAGUCCCUUUCGUACUCCUUUCAAAAUUUGUGGUCGAAAAAUUUGUCGCCCCUAAGCUCGGGAAAUGGGCUGGGAUAAAGGACGAGCUUCGGGAAAAACCAGAGCAUGUGGAAAUCUUAGAAAAAGCGCACCGAGCCAAUCCAUGGGGGAGGUGGAGUAACCAGGCCAUCUCGGCACUCACAAAGCAACUUGAUUGGACGGAUGAACAAAUUCAUGAAUGGUUCAAAGCUAGGAGAAAAUACGCCACGGAAACCACAUUGGAGAAGUUUUCCGAAAGUGUUUGGCGUGCUAUGUUCUUCAUUUGCAUCAUGGUUUACGGUAUUUACUGUCACUGGUCGAAGAAAUGGGUUUGGGAUCUAAAACUAUGUUACGAAAAUUUCCCUCAGCCGGUGACAGAGGACUUAUACUGGUACUUUAUCAUCUCACUUGCCAAUUACUCAGCCUGGAACAUUUCCCAAUUUUGGGACGUGCAGAGGAAGUAUUACCGCAUCCUGUUAUUCCAUCACCUCCUUGCGGUGGCACUCCUGGUGGGCCAGUGGGUUGCCGGGGUCCAUAGGAUGGGUCUCCUCAUUUGCACUGUUCACGAUGUUGGCGACUUGUUGCUAGAGGCAAUCAAGUGCUUAAAAUACCUAAAUCUACUGAGGGCGAAAGCAUGGUGGCUAUGGAUCUUUUCAUUCGUUAAUGGUGGUCUUUGGAUCGCCACACGAAACAUCAUCCUCCCGUUUUACCUCAUACCAGGUAUUUACCGACAUGCACCGUUCGGUAUGCUUCAGUCGUUCCCGUAUUCGUGUUUCAGGGGCGGAGCUUGUAACAUCAGUUCGUUCGCAUUCAACUCUAACCAUGUCCUUGUGAUAAUGUUGUCAUGUUUGGGGCUUCUUCACGUGUACUGGACCUGUCUUAUCUUCAGAAUUUCCUACUUGGCACUUAUUGUCGGGAAACUGGAAGAUGACACACGAGAGGUAUCGGAUGAUGAAAGUGGCGGCCCAAAAAUGAAACUGAAAUCCACAAAAAAGGAAUGAUGCGGUUUUUGGCAAAGCUGAAACGAAGCUGUUGGUUGCGUGUGUCACGAAAAAAAAAUGAAGCCGAUAAUUGUAUAGAUUGGAGACAAAUUUGCGUGAACUAUAAUUUCGGUCACGUCCGACUGGUGAAUCCAAUUAUCUUAAAUUUGACUUCUAAAAUAUCUCAUAAUUGACACUGAUUCAUCGUCCAGAAAAACUUGACGCUUGUUUCAUGUUUAAAUUUUACAUUCCGGCGCCUAAGAUAAGGCCAGAGCGUUGUUGGUGACCGGAAAAGGGUUACAAGAAUCGAAGUCAUAUUUUCAGUCAGUAAAUAACUUCAUGGAAAUUCCGACUCUUAAAGUAAUCGUUUUACUCAGCUCAGGAUGAGUUUGGGUCCUUUAAAAAUACUCAACUAUUAUAUCAAGCGCUCUAUUGGAUUACCUAUUUUUUAUUUACCGCAAUUUUCCUCUAGACAAAGGGCAACAUCUAGAUAGGAAUUAUUUCGGCUCAAUUUGCAUGAUAAAUAUAAAGCCUGGAAAAAACGCAAUGUAGAUAUUUGGUUGCAUAAUAUUUUUAAAAAAUUUUAUGUCUUUAAAAAUAACCAUCGGAAUGUGUUUCGUGACAUUUUGAAUCGACUCGCUCUUAAGUUUCCGCGUCAAGAGCCGCGAAAGUGAAUUUGUAUCAUAAACAAUACCCACCCGUUGCUUGUGAAUUCUCGAGAUGUUCCUCUAGUCAAAUCAUUUACAGCGCCUACUUUGUAGUGGAAUGCAACCCGACAUACUGCCGCAUGAAUCGGUAUCGUGUCAGCGUUGCAAAGUGGCAUGGUUUGAACUAAAUUUUUACUCCUAAGAUUUCCUUGUGGAAUAUGUACAAUAUAUUUUAAGGUGCCAGAAGUUACGUGGCUUAGUGAUUGAGCUAUUGUUCUAGAAAUUUGGAACAAGUUGCUUUCUUGAAAAGGUACAUGCAGUGGCGAUUUUGCGAAUUGGCUGCACAAUUGUUCCUCCUUCAAAAUAUCGACUUUCGGCGAGACAAGCUGUCUCGCCAAGAAUCGAUUCUUUCACAUAAUGUACAUUUUCAUGGAGGAAAAAAAGUGGCUGGCUCGAAAACGAAUCGCCAGCAGAAAAUUCCAAUUUACUUCGUGCCCUUUGUGCCAUUUUUUCGGUACAAGCGAUGAUUUUGUGAUAUUAAGUCAUAAGUUAAGUUAGUUUUAAGUUAGUGUAAGGUUACUUCUAUAUCGAUUAUAAAUUUAAGAAUCAUGCCGUAUUUCAUUACCUUGUUUACUAAUGUAUAUAGCAAAGGUUUAUAAAUCCAUGAUUUUAAAUAAAAAAAGGAAAAUUCUCAACACCAAGUUGAAUUCCAGCGAAUUCAGUGUGUGCUAUUCUUCGAU
Bemisia tabaci is the source of this 2913-nucleotide messenger RNA. Its product is annotated as ceramide synthase 5. Gene Ontology annotation, molecular function: sphingosine N-acyltransferase activity; DNA binding. Gene Ontology annotation, biological process: ceramide biosynthetic process. The record is from RefSeq and is a predicted model, not a curated record. Gene Ontology annotation, cellular component: membrane. NCBI's taxonomy places the organism in Eukaryota, Metazoa, Arthropoda, Insecta, Hemiptera, Aleyrodidae.